Messenger RNA from Gossypium arboreum, 1737 nucleotides. Its product is annotated as polyadenylate-binding protein RBP45C. Gene Ontology annotation, molecular function: mRNA binding. The transcript has 7 exons. NCBI's taxonomy places the organism in Eukaryota, Viridiplantae, Streptophyta, Magnoliopsida, Malvales, Malvaceae. Gene Ontology annotation, cellular component: cytosol. Bases 181 to 1428 code for a protein of 415 amino acids. The record is from RefSeq and is a predicted model, not a curated record.
UGAGUCACAAUCUUAUAACAUUUGAGAAUUGUGUGAAAAAAAGAAGGGAAUUUGCCCAAAAUAAAAUUAUCCCCUCAAAGCACAUCCCUCUAUAAAAAUUCGAUUUCCGAAAUUAAAAUAAGCCCCUAGGGUUUCCUCUUCUCUCUGGGAUCUUCCAAGUCUCCACCUUAUCUAUCAAAUAUGAUGCAACAACCACCACCAGGAGGCGUUGCUACGCCUCCUUCAAUGGCAGCCGAUCAGUCUCAAACCCAUCACUACCAGCAACAACAGCAAUCGCAGACUUGGAUGAUGAUGUCUCAACAACAACAGCAGGUAGGUCAGCCGGUUCCUCCACCUUCCGGCUGGAAUACGCAGCCUAUCCCUCCCCCCUCUCAGAUGCAGCAGUACCCCGCCGGUUCAGCGGCCGCCGGCUCCGGCGAGAUUCGAUCUCUCUGGAUUGGUGAUCUUCAACCAUGGAUGGAUGAGAAUUACCUCAUGAAUAUCUUCGCUCAAACUGGAGAGGUUGUUUCAGCUAAGGUGAUUAGGAAUAAGCAGACGGCUCUACCGGAGGGAUAUGGGUUUAUAGAGUUUGUCUCGCAAGAGGCAGCUGAGCGGGUUUUGCAGUCAUACAAUGGGGUGCCAAUGCCAAAUUCUGAGCAGAACUUUAGAUUGAAUUGGGCCGCUCUCGGAUAUGGGGAUAAGAGGCAAGAAGAGGGCACUGACUACACCAUCUUUGUUGGGGAUUUAGCUGGGGAUGUUUCGGAUUACUUGUUACAGGAGACCUUUAAAGCUGUUUACCCAUCUGUUAAGGGUGCCAAAGUGGUUACUGAUAGGACAACUGGACGGUCUAAAGGUUAUGGCUUUGUGAGGUUUGGUAAUGAAACUGAGCAGAUUCGAGCCAUGACAGAAAUGAAUGGAAUUUAUUGUUCGACAAGGGCAAUGCGAAUUGGACCAGCUGCUAAUAAGAAGCCAUUCACUGGUCAGCAGUAUCAGAAAGAUACUUACCAGAACACUCAAGGAAAUCCUGGCGAGAACGAUCCAAAUAAUACCACAAUAUUUGUUGGCGGUUUGGAUCCUAGUGUUUCUGAAGACCAGUUAAAACAAAUAUUCAGUCAGCUUGGUGAGGUAGUUCAUGUAAAAAUUCCUGCUAACAAGAAUUGUGGUUUUGUUCAAUAUGCUAAUAGAACUAGUGCAGAGCAAGCGUUAUCAGUUUUAAAUGGUACCAUUUUAGGAGGAAGAAAUGUUCGACUUUCAUGGGGACGUAGUCCUUCAAGCAAACAGGCUCAACCCGAUCAGGCCCAGUGGAAUGGUGGAUAUUAUGGAUAUGCUCAAGGAUAUGAAGCAUAUGGAUAUGCACCUCCUCCCCAAGACCCUAGCAUGUAUUAUGGGGGCUAUCCUGGAUAUGGGAAUUACCAACAGCCGGGGGCUUACCAACAACCACAGCAGUAAAAAGUGUGGGUGGAGUGAAGCUCGUUGACUUGAUCCAGAGCACAUUUGUUGUUGGUCUGAUCCCAUCAAACAUGUUUUAAGGUUGUAGAUUUUCAUUGUUUUCUGUACAAUUUUUUUUUUUGGUUAUGUUUCAUCUUUUCCCUCUACCAUAUCUUUUUAGCUUCGCUUUUCUUGGUUUCUUAUCCUCUUAUAUUGAGUUUUGUUUUGACUUGAUUUUCCAGUCUAUUGCUAUUCAGUGUUAUAUUACACCACGGUAGUUGUUCGGACUGAUGCUUUUUAAUGUUUAUUGUGAACUUAUUAUGCUUCUUA